GCGUUUGUAAAGGUUCCUAGGAGUUGAGUCCCUUAUACAGUACUGGUCGCGGUUAAAGACGCCGCUUAUCUUGAUACCGGCACCAGUGCCGAUUGACGUCCAUAAGGUAUUACAGGUAUUAUUACCCCGCCGAACCCCGCCGUCGCUGAUUUCAAAGCGGUAUGAAACACAGCCAUCUCUUCCCCUCUAAACAUAGGUGCUUGGACACUGAAAAGUCAAUAUAUCCAUCAAAAUGCUUAUCACGCAGCAAUUGAAGCCCCGGGUGAUCCUCGGGUUGAUGACCUUUGGGCCUGACGAGUCCACUGGCGCCCGUGUCACCAACUUUGACGACUUCACCAAGUGUCUGGACUACUUCCAGCAGCAGGGAUACAAUGAGAUUGAUACAGCUCGGGUAUACGUUGGCGGCAAGCAGGAAGCCUGGACACGCGAGGCGAAGUGGAAAGAGCGUGGAUUGACCUUGGCGACCAAGUGGUACCCCAGGACUCCUGGUGACCACAAGCCCGAUGUUGUCCGCACCCAGCUCGAGACGUCUCUGAAGGAGCUGGGAACAGACACUGUUGACAUCUUCUACUUGCACGCGGCCGACCGAUCUGUGCCCUUCUCAGAGACCCUAGAGGCCGUCAAUCAGCUGCACAAGGAGGGAAAGUUCGUGCAGCUUGGUCUGAGCAACUUCACUGCAUUCGAAGUCGCAGAGAUUGUGACCAUGUGCAACGAGAGAGGAUGGGUCCGUCCGACGAUCUACCAGGGAAUGUACAAUGCCAUUACACGAUCUAUUGAAACUGAACUCAUCCACGCUUGCCGACGCUACGGUAUGGACAUUGUCGUCUACAACCCCCUGGCUGGUGGUUUGUUCUCUGGAAAGAUCAAGUCGAAGGACUUGGUUCCCCAAGAUGGCAGAUACAGUGACAAGGCGAAGUCCGGAGAGAUGUAUCGCAAGCGUUACUUCAAGGAUGCCACUUUCGAGGCAUUGAAGACGAUCGAGCCCGUGGUUGAAAAGCACGGUCUGACGAUGCUGGAGACGGCCCUGCGCUGGCUGCGCCACCACUCGGCUCUGAACAUCAAGGAUGGAGGUCGCGACGGUAUUAUCAUCGGUGUUAGCAGCCUUUCCCAGCUGGAGAGCAACUUGCGGGAUCUGGAGAAGGGACCACUUCCUGAAGAAGUGGUGGAAGCUUUGGACCAGGCUUGGCUGAUCACGAAGCCGACCACGGCGAACUACUGGCACUUGGAUCUGAAGUACACUUACAACACGCAGGAGGCUCUGUUCAAGCCGAAGGCCAAGGUUUAAUGGUCUGGGUAUCUUUAAUCUAGCGAAAUUUUAUUUUCUUU
This is a messenger RNA of Paecilomyces variotii, 1326 nucleotides long. RefSeq names its product aflatoxin B1-aldehyde reductase GliO-like protein. The transcript has 2 exons. The record is from RefSeq and is a predicted model, not a curated record. Bases 233 to 1285 code for a protein of 350 amino acids. Gene Ontology annotation, molecular function: oxidoreductase activity. Lineage: Eukaryota; Fungi; Ascomycota; Eurotiomycetes; Eurotiales; Thermoascaceae.